UUACAUUAAAUUUUAACAAAACGAAUCGUCAAAUACAAAAAAUACUUCCUAGUAAUACAGAAGAGCCCAUUUAAUGUUGACAUCACGUGUUACUCCCCCACUAACGUUCUAACUUAGGGCGACCUUAGAACGAAUAUUGUUGAUAAGUUAGUGUAAAAAAAUCGCCAAAUCGAAAUGUCCUCGUUAGAAGACGUUUAAUAUACAAAUGUGAUUUGUCGGUUCGGUAAAAUGAGGGGUAGUACGGCGGGGUUACCCGGUACAGUCAUUAACGGGUACAACACUUCGUACUACAACAUAUUAACUAUUUUGGAUUUGUCGUUCUCCUUAUUCGUUAUAUGCCCUUGCGUGGUUGGCUACUGGAGGGGUGUGUGGUUAUUAAUGGACAUUUACUUAGCCGAUUUCUCCCCCUCUCAAAGUGGACUAAUUUCUGUUAUAAUAGGAUUGAUAGGACACGGUGUUUUUACUUGUUUUCAAAAAUUUUUCGAAGAAAAACUACAUCCGGAUAAAAACAGGGUGUUAUAUUACGUACUGUCCAGAUUGUAUACUCUAUGCUUUGGAUUUACUUGUGUUAACGGCUGGAGGGGUCCGUGGGAGCUUCUGGAUAUUCCCUAUAAAACGGAUGUAAUGUCGAUAUGUGCUACUACCGGUGUGGGAAUUGUGGCCCUUUUAUCGAUGAGGGGGUUGAGAAACGUUAUUGCUCCACCAUUCGUUAUUGUUUGUGAUGAUGUUCAAGGAUAUUUUGAAGUUGCCACUAUGUUUAGAACGAUGGGAGAGAGAACCUCAUUGUAUAUAUUAGACUGUCUAUUUUCCAUUGUGAUAGUGGGAACUUUAGUUGUAUUUGUAUGGAGAGGAGUUUGGUUACUGGUAGACGUAUUUCUUUUUCCAGAUGAUUACCUGUUUUCAAACUGGAGCAGUUUGGUGCUGGGUUACUUUUCAGUUGGGAUAGCAUUUUUAUUACAACCAGCUAUGAAAUAUUUAUGUGAAAGAUUAACUGGUGUUUCAAGAUUACUAGUGGCAGAUAUAUUCAUUUUAUUCGCUUUAUUCGGUACUGUUAAUGUUUGGCGAGGAAUUUGGAACCUUCUUAAUAUAUAUUUUUUACCAGAUAAUUUAGAGCUGAGUGGUUGGAUAACCCAUUGGGUUAGUCUGAUCGUACUGUUUCUUUGUCGUUGUUCCAAUUCCUUAUUGGUUCGUGGAGUUUACAUAGAUGCCGAAGAGCCCGGCGGUGAAUGCGCAGUUUUUCCAUGUUACUAUUUAAGAAUCAUUUUCAUGAAAAAGAAACUGAAGAAAAUGAACCUAAACGCUUAUAAUUUAAAUGACACUAUAAAAGUUAAUCAAAAAGAAGUAGAUAUGCAACACAACAAUCACGUAGUGAAUAUUAACACUAUUAGUAGUAGUAUUCAGGAUAGCAAAGAUUCGAAACCGACGAUAUGAACGUCAAAAGAAGUAUAACCAAAAAUAUUGUGAAAUGUAACGAUUAGUUAUAAGUAUUAUAGCUAUAAUUUGAUUUUAAUAACUAGGACUAUUGUAAAUAGAUAGAAUAUUAUUUAAUAGUGGAUAAAUAAUUUAUUUCUACAUAUUUAAAGCAUAGAUUCGUCUACAUAUUGUGAUAGUAUUGCAAAUCUUUUUACUCGUUAGAAAUAUACUGUAAUAAGUUUAAGCCGUUUCGUUCUAACGCAGAUCAUUAUCAUUAUACAAAUUUUCGUAUACAUUCAAAUAAAUAAUUUAUAUACA
Molecule: messenger RNA, 1731 nt
Organism: Diorhabda carinulata
Lineage: Eukaryota; Metazoa; Arthropoda; Insecta; Coleoptera; Chrysomelidae
Gene: fusl
Exons: 4
Coding region: 229-1431 (400 amino acids)
Biological process (GO): clustering of voltage-gated calcium channels; neuromuscular synaptic transmission; neuron-neuron synaptic transmission
Cellular component (GO): presynaptic membrane
Source: RefSeq, a predicted model, not a curated record